Messenger RNA from Naegleria lovaniensis, 444 nucleotides. RefSeq lists its product as uncharacterized. The record is from RefSeq and is a predicted model, not a curated record. The coding region runs from base 1 to 444 and encodes 147 amino acids. The transcript has a single exon. NCBI's taxonomy places the organism in Eukaryota, Heterolobosea, Eutetramitea, Acrasida, Naegleriidae.
AUGAAUCAAUCCCUCACAUUGCCAUCCUCUACUCAACCAACAACAACACAGCAUCAACAAACAAAUAACAUGAUGAAACGAAGGAGGAGAGAACCCAUCAUGCUCGAUAGUACCAAUACUACUGCUUUGAAUAAUUCUUCCAUAACAAGUUGCUCCUUCUCUUUAUAUCAACCACAACAACAGCCUUCUUCUGCUCACUACGGCUCUUCUCCGUUUGAUAUAGCCACGACAGUUACUUCAUCCGUUUCAAUCAACAAUAAUAAUAACAGCAACAACCAUCCCCAUGGUAAUCAUCAUCCAACCACGACGAGGGAAGAAGAAUAUAUCAUGUUAUGCGAAAUGAAAAGUUAUAUGGAUGAAAAUUGUCGUAAAAUGUUACAAGAAUUUCUCGAGAUGAACGAACAAGAAUUGGAAAGAGAAAUGAAAAAACUAUGGGAUCCAUGA